Molecule: messenger RNA, 2778 nt
Organism: Volvox carteri f. nagariensis
Lineage: Eukaryota; Viridiplantae; Chlorophyta; Chlorophyceae; Chlamydomonadales; Volvocaceae
Exons: 11
Coding region: 1-1926 (641 amino acids)
Biological process (GO): sulfate assimilation
Cellular component (GO): chloroplast stroma; sulfite reductase complex (NADPH)
Molecular function (GO): sulfite reductase (ferredoxin) activity; heme binding; 4 iron, 4 sulfur cluster binding
Source: RefSeq, a predicted model, not a curated record
AUGCAGGCUUUGGCCGGUAAGCAGCUGUCGGCAGGCCUGAGCCGGCCCAGCCGAGGCCAGCUGGUCGUCACCAGCGUCGCCACGCCCUCCAAGAACCCAGCGUCUCGCCUGGCUAAGCGUAGCAAAGUGGAGAUCAUUAAGGAGAAUAGUGACUAUCUUCGGCAUCCCCUCAUGGAGGAGCUGGUUAACGACAAAACCUACAUCACGGAGGAUUCGGUCCAGCUAAUGAAGUUCCACGGCUCUUAUCAGCAAGACCACCGCGAGAAGCGAUCUUUCGGGUCUGGCAAGGCAUACAUGUUCAUGAUGCGCACUCGCCAGCCCGGUGGCAUUGUCCCAAACCGGCUUUACCUGGUCAUGGAUGAGCUUGCUGAUAAGUUUGGCAAUGGCACCCUCCGCCUCACAACUCGCCAAGCUUAUCAGCUGCACGGCGUGCUGAAGCACGACUUGAAGACCGUGUUCUCAACGGUCAUCAAGAACAUGGGCUCUACUCUGGCUGCAUGCGGUGACGUGAACCGCAACGUCAUGGGCCCCGCCGCGCCGUACCUGAACAAGCCCGAGUACGUGCACGCACAGAAGCUGGCCAACGACAUUGCGGACCUUCUGGCGCCCCAGUCGGGCGCAUACUACGAUAUGUGGCUGGAUGGCGAGAAGUUCGUAUCGAUCUACAAGGAGGACCCCAAGGUGACGGCGGAUCGUGCUUUCAACGGCUUUGGCACCAACUUUGAGAACUCCCCGGAGCCUAUUUACGGCGCGCAGUUCCUUCCGCGCAAGUUCAAAAUUGCGGUGACGGUGCCGGGCGAUAACUCCGUGGAUCUGUUCACUCAGGACCUGGGCGUCAUUGUCGUAUCGAAUGAUAAGGGCGAGGUGAUUGGCUACAACCUGACGGUCGGCGGUGGACUGGGCCGCACCCACCGAGACGAUGAGACAUUCCCGCGUCUGGCUGACCCUCUGGGCUACGUGGACAAGGACGAUAUCUUCCACGCGGUUAAGGCGGUGGUGGCGGCGCAGCGCGACUACGGCCGCCGCGAUAACCGCAAGCAGGCGCGUUUGAAGUACCUCGUGGCGGAGUGGGGCAUUGACCGCUUCAGGUCUGUGGUGGAGCAGUACCUGGGCAAGAAGUUCGGCGGCUUUGUUCCCAUGCCAACUUGGGAGUACCAGGAUUACCUGGGCUGGGGCGAGCAGGGCAACGGCAAGCUCUUUUACGGCAUUUAUGUCCAGAACGGCCGCAUCAAGGGCGAGCAGAAGAAGGCGCUGCGCGCCGUCAUUGAGAAGUUCGAGCUGCCGGUGACACUGACCCCGCACCAGAACGUCAUCCUGCGGGAAGUGGACCCGGCUAACAAGGAUGAGAUCAUGGCCAUGCUGCGGGCGGGCGGAGUGCAAGAGCUUGUGGACUGGGACUCCAUCGACAGGAUGUCGAUGGCCUGCCCUGCGCUGCCGCUGUGCGGUCUGGCGGUGACCGAGGCGGAGCGCUCACUGCCCGACAUCAACAAGCGCAUCCGCACCAUGCUCACGAAGGUUGGCUUGCCUGAGGACCAGUUCGUGCACGUGCGCAUGACGGGCUGCCCCAAUGGCUGUGCGCGUCCGUACAUGGCGGAGCUGGGCUUCGUGGGUGACGGCCCGAACAGCUACCAGAUUUGGCUGGGCGGCAAUGGCAACCAGACGCGGCUAGCGGAGCUGUACGCGGACAGGGUCAAGGUGAAGGACUUGGAGAACUUCCUGGAGCCUAUCUUUGCAGCCUGGCUCGCCAACCGCCGCCCCAACGAGGGCUUCGGUGACUGGACCGCCCGCACAGGCUUCCCGGCUGUGAAGCAGCUCGCGGCAGCCGCUGCACCGGCCGUCGUGGCGGUGGCUACCAACGGUAACGGCAACGGGAAUGGCAACGGGGCAGCUCCCAAGGGCUCCGAGAAGCAGCUGACGGCCAAAUGAGGAGCGCCUCUUUUGGGGUCUCGCGGAAGAGGGCACGGCUAGCUCGCCUUGAGUUAUUGACGUUGAGCAUCGAAGAAGGUUUCGGUUCUGAGCUGGGGCCUGUGUCUUCUUCUCUGUCUGGAAAAUAAACCGGCGGGUAAUUGCUUUUGUCGCGGGAAAGGGUGCUUUAGGAAAAGGAAGUCGCUGUGGAUAGUGGCGAGUGGAUGAGACGGGGAGGUUGCAGGACCCGUAGCGCAUGGGUGUAUCCUUCUCGGAUGCUACCUGCUUGGUAGAAGGUGGAGGUGGAUUGGGAAUCUCGGGCGCCUUUCUUGCUGAACUGAAUCAGGACUGGAGUGUGCUGCGCCAGUCGCAGUCGAUUUGGGGAAUGGUCAUGGAUCGAGGAUGGCUGCGGCGGUUGUGGUGGUGGGCUUCUUCUAAUGUACCAGACGCAGAUACCACUCAAUAUCUAAUCUCAUCGUCGUCGUCUUUAUGUAGUAGCAGGUAUGUUUUCUAGUGCGCGAUACCCACCUGAAAGGGGCAGCAGUGCAUGUUGUCGCGAUUAACUGUGCGUCCGGCUCAAUGAGAAAAAGGGUUGCGCGUGUGUCUGGUAUGGUUAUGGUUAUGGGUUGGUAUGGUUAUGGUACGGAUUGCGGCAUCGGGUUUUGCUGUUUUUGAGUUAGUUGGGGAGGGACGUUCAGCUAUAGUAGCAUGUGGUGUGUGCAUGAGGUUGUCCUCUUUCUUUUGCGUUUCGACUAUAUUAUGUUGGCGCUUAAGAAACUUAAGAUGUUUGUCUCCUAUCCGCCUUGGCUAAAUUAACUACGGAUACGGAAGGAACUUUCUGUACACGAACAUUCUGUACAACUCACGACAGUU